Molecule: messenger RNA, 699 nt
Organism: Blastocystis hominis
Lineage: Eukaryota; Bigyra; Opalinata; Blastocystidae
Exons: 2
Coding region: 1-588 (195 amino acids)
Cellular component (GO): nucleolus; small-subunit processome
Source: RefSeq, a predicted model, not a curated record
AUGACGAAAAAGACAAAGACGCGUCGCUAUGCGGUAAAGGCGAAGAUAUUGUCAACCAAGGACACUCGCAUCGUUGCAAACCAGAAAAAGGAGGAAGAGAAGGAAAAGCAGAAAAAAGAGGCGUUGGUACGUCACGUUGAGCAGGUACCGUCCAGUCUGUUCUUUAAAUACAAUACCGCGCUCGGUCCUCCAUUCCGAGUUUUGAUCGAUACGAACUUUAUCAACUUCUCGAUUCAGAACAAGCUGGACAUUAUGAAGAAUCUAAUGGAUUGCUUGCUUGCAAAGUGCAUUCCUUAUAUCACGGAUUGCGUUAUGGCUGAGUUGGAGAAGCUGGGCUCUCGCUAUCAUGUUGCUCUCCGUCUGGCGAAAGACCCUCGCUUCCAGCGACUCACCUGCUCUCACAAGGGAACCUAUGCUGAUGACUGUAUUGUUGAGCGUGUUCGAACUAAUCGUUGCUACAUCGUUGCCACCUGCGAUAAAGACUUGAAGCGUCGGAUUCGGAAGAUUCCGGGUGUUCCGAUCAUGUUCAUUGUGAAUCAUCGCUACACCAUUGAGAGACUUCCGGAAGCUUUUGGUGCUCCGAAGUAACGCGGCUUCGAAGAGUAGAAUCCGUCAUUGUUUAUUUAGUUUGCUAUUAUUGUCAUUUCAUUCUUGUUUUGAGUCGGAUUGGGGAGAGUUUAUGUAAUGUACACAAUCUUG